UUAUUUCAGGAGGACUCUCACAGGCUCCCUCAGCCUGUGUGAAGCUGAGGUUUCCUCUGGAACCCGUAUACCCCCUACACAUACCUCCACGCAGACACAUCCCCGAGAACCCCGCGCUCGCACCGACAAGCGCGCACACACACUCGCGCUCGCCUGCCCACCUCCCUCCCGGGAGAGCAGGCGCGCGUUCCCACCUUCGCGGCACACUCCGGCGAGCCGAGCUCGCAGCGCUCUAGGAUUCUGCGGCUCGGAACUCGGAUCGCAGCUCUGAACCCUCAUGGUGGUUUUGGAAACAUUGCCUCCUCUCUCUCGUUUUUAUUGCACCGUUUUUGAUCUGGGGGGCUAGAAGAGCAAGGCGGCUGCUUUCCCAGCCAGCCCUGGUUGGCUUGCCAUCCUCCAUCUGGCUUAUAAAAGUUUGCUGAGCGCAGUCCAGAGGGCUGCGCUGCUCGUCCCCUCGGCUGGCGGAAGGGGGUGACGGUGGGCAGCGGCGAGGAGCGCGCCGCUGGCUCUGGCGGGCUUUCGGCUUUAGGGGCAAGGUGAAGAGCGCACGGGCCGUGGGGUUUACCGAGCUGGAUUUGCAUGUUGCACCAUGCCUUCUUGGAUCGGGGCUGUGAUUCUUCCCCUCUCCGGGCUGCUGCUGUCUCUCCCGGCCGGGGCGGAUGUGAAGGCUCGGAGCUGCGGCGAGGUCCGCCAGGCGUACGGUGCCAAGGGAUUCAGCCUGGCGGACAUCCCCUACCAGGAGAUCGCAGGGGAGCACUUGAGAAUCUGUCCUCAAGAAUACACAUGCUGCACCACGGAAAUGGAAGACAAGCUCAGCCAGCAAAGCAAGCUGGAGUUUGAAAACCUCGUGGAGGAGACGAGUCACUUUGUGCGCACCACGUUUGUGUCCAGGCACAAGAAGUUUGACGAAUUUUUUCGAGAGCUCCUAGAAAAUGCAGAAAAGUCCCUCAAUGAUAUGUUUGUACGGACCUAUGGGAUGUUGUACAUGCAGAAUUCAGAGGUGUUCCAGGACCUCUUCACAGAGCUGAAAAGGUACUAUACCGGGGGUAACGUGAACCUGGAAGAGAUGCUCAACGACUUCUGGGCGCGCCUUCUGGAGCGGAUGUUUCAGCUGAUAAACCCGCAGUAUCACUUUAGCGAGGACUACCUGGAAUGUGUGAGCAAAUACACAGACCAGCUGAAGCCAUUUGGAGAUGUACCCCGGAAACUGAAAAUUCAGGUCACCCGCGCCUUCAUCGCUGCCCGGACGUUUGUCCAGGGGCUUACUGUGGGCCGAGAAGUUGCAAACCGAGUUUCCAAGGUCAGUCCGACUCCAGGCUGCAUCCGUGCCCUCAUGAAGAUGCUCUACUGCCCGUACUGCCGCGGGCUCCCCGCCGUGAGGCCCUGCAACAACUACUGCCUCAACGUCAUGAAGGGCUGCCUGGCCAAUCAAGCCGACCUGGACACGGAGUGGAACCUGUUCAUAGAUGCGAUGCUCCUGGUGGCGGAGCGGCUGGAAGGACCAUUCAACAUCGAGUCCGUCAUGGACCCUAUCGAUGUCAAGAUCUCUGAAGCCAUUAUGAACAUGCAAGAAAACAGCAUGCAGGUGUCUGCAAAGGUUUUUCAGGGAUGUGGCCAACCCAAACCUGCUCCAGCCCUCAGAUCUGCCCGUUCCGCUCCUGAAAAUUUUAAUACACGGUUCAGGCCUUACAAUCCUGAGGAAAGACCGACAACCGCCGCAGGCACGAGCCUGGACCGGCUGGUCACAGACAUAAAAGAGAAACUGAAGCUCUCUAAAAAGGUCUGGUCGGCGCUGCCCUAUACCAUCUGCAAGGACGAAAGCGUGACGGCGGGCACGUCCAACGACGAGGAGUGCUGGAACGGGCACAGCAAAGCCAGAUACUUGCCUGAGAUCAUGAACGACGGCCUGACCAACCAGAUCAACAAUCCGGAGGUGGACGUGGACAUCACCCGGCCCGACACGUUCAUCAGGCAGCAGAUCAUGGCUCUCCGAGUGAUGACCAACAAACUAAAGAAUGCAUACAAUGGCAAUGACGUCAACUUCCAGGACACAAGCGAUGAAUCCAGCGGUUCCGGGAGUGGCAGUGGGUGCAUGGAUGACGUGUGUCCCACGGAGUUUGAGUUCGUCACCACGGAGGCCCCCGCCGUGGAUCCCGACCGGAGAGAAGUGGACUCUUCGGCGGCCCAGCUCGGCCCCUCGCUGCUCUCCGCGUCCCUCGCCUGCAUCGCCCUGGCCUUGCAGAGACUGCGCAGAUAAUCCUGGGUUUGGGGUCUGAUGAGACUGCAUUUUCGCUCUUUGAACAGCUGACUCACUUCCUUUCUUACACUCUCGGACAAUGGACCACGCCACAAAAACUUACCGUUUCCGUGAGAAGAGCAGUACUGCACUCUGCCUCGCUUUUUGUUUUCCCAAAGAGAACCGGGUGCCAGACUGGACUGCGUCCUCUCCCUUCACUCUCUGUGCGGACCUUGUUUCUUCUAGAGAAUUCUUACUCAAAUCUUUCGUACCAGGAGAUUUUCUUACCUUCAUUUGCUUUUAUGCUGCAGAAGUAAAGGAAUCUCACGUUGUGAGUUUCUUUCUCCCCGUUUCUAACAACUUUUAAGAAAAGGAAGAAGAAAAUAAUUUUCUUUGUAAAAUCAGGCCAAACCCCAAGACAACUGCGUUUUCAGCAAAGAAGCAAACAAGAGAGAAAAAUAAAAGAGCUUUAACGCUGUAGGUUCAGCAUUGCCAGGCAACUCCCAGUGUAUGCUUUUCUGUAACUAAUCAGGUUUAAAAAAAAAAAAAUUGCGAUGGUGAGAAAGUUUAAGAAUGUUUGUAGUGUAGUGAAAAUACGCUGUUGUCUUGGAGGUGUCGUCUUGCACUCUAACCACACAACGCCAAACUGAUGUAGAGGUACUGACACUAAAUUUAGAAUUCUAUCUUUAACGUGACACAAAAUAGUGCUACAACUCAGCACCUCUCUCUCACCCCGCCCAAAUGCAAUUGCAGUGAGGGUCCCAUUCCCCUUAAUUCUCUUCACGUCUGUCCACUGGAUCCAACCGGCGCAGAUUUUCCCCCUUCUCCUUCGGUUACUAGUGGACACCGCCAUCAAUUCCUCCUCCUCAAGGGUCUGAAUUGAAAAUAAUCAUCAACAAUGCAAUCACUUUGCUUUAGCCGCAGGUUGGACAUCAAUUCGGUCUCUGCCCCUGUGCUCAUCACCCUCCCAAAGGAAGAGUUCUUUUAAUGACCUGACAAGCAAUGAGAUCGAGUUUUUAUGUUUAGCUAUUUGCUUUGUGUCAUUUGGUUUCUGCAUUACAAGGGCAUUCUCUUAGAAAAUAACUCACAACAAA
This is a messenger RNA of Pteronotus mesoamericanus, 3330 nucleotides long. RefSeq names its product glypican 6 (gene GPC6). NCBI's taxonomy places the organism in Eukaryota, Metazoa, Chordata, Mammalia, Chiroptera, Mormoopidae. Gene Ontology annotation, cellular component: synapse; extracellular region; plasma membrane. The transcript has 9 exons. The record is from RefSeq and is a predicted model, not a curated record. Bases 590 to 2257 code for a protein of 555 amino acids. Gene Ontology annotation, biological process: cell migration; regulation of neurotransmitter receptor localization to postsynaptic specialization membrane; regulation of signal transduction.